Cylicostephanus goldi is the source of this 405-nucleotide messenger RNA. NCBI's taxonomy places the organism in Eukaryota, Metazoa, Nematoda, Chromadorea, Rhabditida, Strongylidae. The record is from the annotation of a GenBank genome assembly.
AUGUUCAAUGAACAAGAAUUGGAGUUGCUAAUUAGUGGUCUACCUGAUGUCGAUAUUGAUGAUUUGGCCAAUAAUACCGAGUACAAAAUGUAUACAAAGACAAGCGCACAGAUUCAAUGGUUCUGGCGAGCGCUUCGUUCAUUCGAACCAGAGGACAGAGCCAAAUUCUUGCAGUUUGUUACUGGAACCAGCAAGGUGCCUUUACAAGGAUUUGCUAGCCUGGAGGGUAUGAAUGGCAUUCAAAAAUUCAGCAUCCAUAUGGACUGUCGUGGUGGAGACCGGUUACCUGCCGCACACACCUGCUUCAAUCAACUGGAUCUUCCUCAGUACGAGUCUUAUGAGAAGCUGCGCGAUUCGCUGCUGCUGGCUAUACGCGAAUGCACUGAAGGAUUUGGGUUUGCGUAA